CAUCGCUGACAAAUAUAUAGGCAGAUGUGAAUUGAUUUGUAUAUAUUAGAGAACCAAAAUCUCUGUCAUUUAUGUGAGAGACAGCAGAUAUCCCGUCACUGAUAGCAGAAGGUUGCAGUUAAUGCCCCAGGAAGUCGGUCGCAGGGGUGAUGAGAAAACUCUGCAUUUGAGGUAAUCACUCCGACAAAGGUAGUGACGUCUUCGUUCGAGGGAACGCGCGUCUGCAGGCUCUCGGCCCUGGGACUCCGCGCCUGCCUUUACCCACGGCCAGCCUCAUCGGAAUGAAGUACACUCGCUUUUAUCGCGGUACUGCCUUGCACCACAAACUGACCACCGCCUUGCACCAUGGCCGGAGAAAAAGCGCCAAGCCUUUCUGAACCAGAUCAGAAUUUCUGAAUUUCUUAAAGCGAGAAUGGAUAUUGAGAACUGCAUAUUCGUUUCGUCUCUGGGCGCCGUCGCAAGCGGCCAUGGAUGGUAGUGGGAAGGCCUGGGAAGAGCAAGCGCAUCUGUUCCCGAUGGAGUGUGUGAGGAACCUGGUUUUGUUUCUUUCGCGUGUGCUCGAGGUGCAGGGGUCCCGUGCGAUGAUUUUUCUAUUUUCCGAUUUGCUUCUUUGGCCCCAAUCCUCAACAGGCUCCCAAUUCUACGCAUCUCUCGUUCCAACCACAUGCUCGCUAGCGCUCGAGGUGUACUACGCUACAGCGCUUAGAAUUGUGCCUGCGGCUUAUCAUCUUUCCAGACCUUACUUAAAGCUUUCGGCUCCAGCUCCAGAUAGUACAGCCAGGGCAGUACAUUCGCUGGUACCAGUCGCAGGCUCGACCUCUGUCUCUCAUGGUCUCAGACAAUGCUCUGAAUUGACGAGAAAGACUCGACCCCGGCCGAGCACCACAGCAGCUGACCUCUGCUGCAAUGCGUAGCUAAAGUUGAUCGACCCGAGGAGCGCAGCUAAUUUGGUUUGUACUACAUCAGCGCGCACAAUUUGGCGACAACUCUUUCUAUUGAAAAAAAUAUUACUCAGGUGUCCUUACAGCAACAAUGGAGAGGAGGGCACUGCUCGUUCUCGUUGUGUGUUGGCUCGGAUUACUCCUCUCUCCAGGAGCAGGAGCAGCUGACGACGACCACCUACCUCAUGACAACAACCAAACGUCCGGUGGCGUUCAGUCAUUCUGUCAGGCGCUGGAUCCAUCCCCGCAGGUGCAGCCUUUCGUAGAGGAGCUUACUCAGCCGCCGGUCAUUGACAUCUCCACGGGCCAGCAGCUCACUCUUGGCGUCUAUAAAAUCAAACAGAAAUUCCACCCCGACCUUCCGGAGACGACUCUGUACGCUUACGGGACGAGCGAGGCGACGGCGUCGUCGCCAGGCCCGACGCUGGUGGCUACCAGAGGCAACGAGUCGUACGUGCGAUGGGAGAAUCACCUCAACGACACGCAGCAUUUCCUGACGGUCGACCACACUAUCCAUUGGGCCAAUCCGAAAACCGGCGGAGUGCCCAUCGUCACGCACCUCCACGGCGGCGAAGUCCUGUCGGAGUCCGACGGGUACCCCGACGCCUGGUACACCAGCAGCGGCGAACUGGGUCCGUCCUUCACCACGCAGAACUACACGUACGCCAACUCCCAGCCCGCGGCGCUACUGUGGUACCACGACCACACGGUUGGCAUCACGCGUCUCAACAUGCUUGCCGGCAUGAACGGCAUGUACGUGGUCAAGUCACCCGGUGAGGAACCGGCGAAUCUGCCGUCCGGCGAGUUUGAGCGACUCAUUGUCGUCCAAGACAAGCAGUUUCACGCCGACGGCGCCGUCAACUUCCCCACGGUUGGAGUGUCACCGGGCGUGCACCCGAGCUGGUGCCCGGAGUACUACGGCGACACCAUCAUCCUCAACGGCAAGGCCUGGCCCUUCAUGACCGUCUACCCGACCGCGUACCGCUUCCGCAUGGUGAACGCCGCCAACGCGCGCUACUUCGUCAUGACGCUCAGCGACCCGCGACUGCGGUUUUACCAGAUCGGCACCGACGGCGGCUACCUCCACAUGCCCCUCAACCUCACCAUGCUGACCAUGGGCCCCGCCGAGAGGCUCGACUUCCUCGUCGACUUCUCGACGGUGCAGCCCGGCACCGUCGCGUACCUCAACAACUCCGGCAACGCGCCGUACCCCGACGGGGACCCGGCGGUCGGCUUAACGACUGUGAUGCUGAAGUUCAACGUGGUCGCGGCGCCUGUGAACUCGACGCUACCGCCGUUCGACCUGCCGGCGACGCAGGUGCUGUCCCCGAUGGUGAAUAUCAGCACGGACGGCGCCAUCGUGAGGAGGAUGACGCUGACGGAGUACGACGACGGCAACGAAAACCCGACCGGCUCGCUGCUGAACGGGCUGAGGUGGAGGGACCCGCUGACGGAGACGCCGGAGCUGAACACGACGGAAGUGUGGGAGAUCAUCAACCUGACGGAGGACGCGCACCCCAUCCACCUGCACCUGGUAUCGUUCCUGGUCAAGAGUCAGCAGGCCUUCGACGCCGUAAGGCAGACCGCCUACAACUGCUCCUUCUACGUAGCUUACCCCGACCCCAUGAGCUGUUUCACGGAGCCCCCGCAGGAGCCCGAACUGCACCACCUCGGUUGGAAGGACACGGCUACCGUGUACCCCGGCAAGAUCACGAAGUUCGUGGUGAGAUGGGCGACGCAGUCCGGCCAGCAGUUCUCGUUCGAUGCCACCAGCGGCCCCGGCUACGUUUGGCACUGUCACAUUCUGGACCACGAGGACAAUGACAUGAUGAGGCCUCUGAAGAUGAUGGCCGCCAAUUCUACCCAGCUCCCGUAAUUUUGCUGAGAAUUCAUCUCCCCCGUGUUCGAUCCGGCCAUGUCUCUCCAGUUGCCCAUCUGUGUACAGCGUGCGUGUGCGAGUGCGUGUGAGAAUCAGCGAUGCAGCCCCUAGGAAUAGAAGUUAUGGACCGAAAUUAGGAUUUGGAGGACUGAGAGCGAAGAGCAGAUGAAAUCAGAUGGUGUGUCAAAUUGUGUGGGUCAGUGAGGAUCGUAGGAACAAGGGGAGGAAAUAAGACUGUUCCGGCAGGAAAGCGCAAAGCAGAUUGCGAAGAGGGAAUAGAUGAGACUGUCAUUGUCCAUAGUAGAUCAGAGGACAAUUAAUAAUCUCCUGUGUUUUGUUGCGAAGUUUAUGUAUAGCAUGCAAUUGCUUUAUGGAAAGAGCCCCGGUGAUUUAAUAAUUUUUGGCCUCAGAAGCACUCAAAGCAGAGCAGCUUUCUCAAAUUUGAUGCUUAGAUUGCUCUUCAGAAUCCUUCAGCAAAAAGGAGAUUCGUACAUAUGGAUGAAUUCAAAGUAAUAUCCGCUGCACUAUGGGCUGAUCUGAGUUAGGUGCAAGGCGAGAAUGUUGGACGAUGUAAAUGGCACAAUUUUUUUUCCCUUGAAGGUUUGGGUCUGGAGGCGCACAGGUUAUAAUCCACGCCCUCCAAGGGAGGAAGCCAGAAGAUAUGCCAAGCAUUGUAGAUCCGUUUAUUGUUGUGUUAGUCAUUCAAGAUGUCG
Molecule: messenger RNA, 3533 nt
Organism: Marchantia polymorpha subsp. ruderalis
Lineage: Eukaryota; Viridiplantae; Streptophyta; Marchantiopsida; Marchantiales; Marchantiaceae
Source: the annotation of a GenBank genome assembly